AUGUCUUUCUUUGCAGAAGAAAGUUCCAUAACUAGACCUCCUCUACUGAAUGAUACUAACUAUCCUUAUUGGAAAGUUAGAAUGAGGGCGUUUAUCAAGUCACAAGAUGAAAGGGUUUGGAGAUCUAUACUAUCUGGAUGGACUCCACCAACUGAUAAAGACAAAGAAGGGACUGAUGAUGUCAAAAGAUCACGUUUUACCAUGUUACAAAAUAAUUUUGAUGAAUUGAGAUUGUUAGAAUUUAAAACUUUCUCUGAGUUUUAUGAAAAAUUGUCUGACAUUGCUAACGAGUUUUUUGCUUUGGGUGAGAAACUUGGUGAAUCUAUUUUAGUUCGAAAAAUAGUUCGUCUGCUUCCAGAUAGAUUUGACUCAAAGCUUCUGGCAAUGGAAGAAGCAAAGGAUUUUGUCAAAAUUAAGGUUGAAGAGCUAAUGGGCUCUUUGAGAAUGUUUGAACUAAACCAACAGAUCAAGCAAAAAGAUAAGCUGAAAUCCUCAUGUGAGAAAAAUAAAGAGUGUGAAGGUUUUGGUCAUAUUCAAUCGGAAUGUGCCAAUACGUUGAAAAAGAACAAAAAAGGGCUAAAUGUCACUUGGAGUGAUGAUGAGACCAAAAGCAGUGAAGAAGAUGAGGGAAAUGUUGCUUUAACCUCUGCUUUGUCUAGUGUUUUUCAGGAAAAACUUGUGUGUUUGAACAACAUUAUCACUGAAAGCAAUAUUGAUGGUGUAGUCUCAAAUUCUGAUGAGUCAGAAAUCAAUGAGGAUUCAUUGGCUGAAUCUUACAAGGUAAUGUAUGGUUCGUCUAUAUUUGAAGAAAUUCAGAACACAAGGAAAAUAAGUCAUGCUAGGUUGGGAUUUGUUGAAUCUCAAAAUAAAAUAGACACAAAAUUUGUUAAAUCUGAGAAAAUUCAUCCUAGAUGUUCUGAUCUAACAUUACAGGUGUCUGAUAUUGCAAGUAGGUCUUCUGCACUUACAAAAGAGAAGCGAUCAGGUAACAGAGACUUUCUUGUCAAUAUUCGACCUAUGCAAUGUGGUGGAUUUCCAUUUGGAAAUGGUUUAGCUGGAAAUGUUAUUGGGAUGGGAAUCCUAAAUUUUGAAGGCUUACCAAAGCUUAAAAAUGUGAUGUUAGUUGAAGGACUAAAAGCUAAUUUACUUAGCGUUAGUCAAAUCUGUGAUCAAGGGUAUACUGUUAAUUUUGAUAAUGAUCAUUGUUAUGUUCUCAACAGUGAUAAACAAUGGAUUGUUCGAGGGUUGCCUAAAUUAGGUAAAGAAUCUGUGAGUAAAUGUGAACCUUGCCAGCUUGGUAAGCAAUUGAAAGUUACCCACAAAUGCAUUUCUGAUUUUAAUACCACCAAGGUUCUUGAAUUACUCCACAUGGAUCUGAUGGGUACAAUUCAGGUUGAAAGUUUGAAUGGUAAUUCUCAUGAAUUUUCUGCUCCUAAAACUCCUCAGCAAAAUAGAGUUGUGGAAAGAAAGAACCACACCUUGCAGGAGAUGGUCAGGGUGAUGUUAAAUAGCAAAAAGCUUCCCAAGCGAUUAUGGGCUGAAGCAAUGAACACAGCUUGUUAUAUCAUAAAUAGAGUGUUUCUUCGUCGAAGUACUCUUAAGACACCUUAUGAAAUCUGGAAAGGUAAGAAACCCAAUGUAAGUCAUUUUCAUGUGUUUGGUUGUGCUUGGUAUAUUCUAAGAGAUCGUGAAAACACUGUAAAGUUUGAUGCUAAGAGUAACGGUGUUUUUAUUGGAUAUUCUGUUAAUAGCAGGGCAUAUCGUGUAUAUAACAUGAGAACCCAAACUGUAAUGAAGUCUGGUAAUGUUGUUGUUGAUGAUUUUAAGGAUUUUUCUGAGUUUUCUACAUAA
Humulus lupulus (European hop) is the source of this 1851-nucleotide messenger RNA. RefSeq lists its product as uncharacterized. The transcript is spliced from 7 exons. Gene Ontology annotation, biological process: DNA integration. Lineage: Eukaryota; Viridiplantae; Streptophyta; Magnoliopsida; Rosales; Cannabaceae. Bases 1 to 1851 code for a protein of 616 amino acids. Gene Ontology annotation, molecular function: nucleic acid binding. The record is from RefSeq and is a predicted model, not a curated record.